Closterium sp. Naga37s-1 is the source of this 6690-nucleotide messenger RNA. Lineage: Eukaryota; Viridiplantae; Streptophyta; Zygnematophyceae; Desmidiales; Closteriaceae. The record is from the annotation of a GenBank genome assembly.
AUGACUGUCGCUCCCUCCACGCGCCGAAUCGCUGCUCCUGUGUUGCUCGGCUUUGGGAUGCGCGAUGGUGGGAGCAACAUCGCUGAUUGCGUUGCUGUUGCUGCCUUGCUGCGACUUGCUGAUGGGCGUGACGACGUCACCACCAACGGCUCCCACGCCGCCGAUAUCGUCGCACCGGCUUCCCACCAAGCAAAGUCCGUCAUAGCGGGUUCCGUUGCAGCGGGUUCCAUCGCAGCGGGUUCCGUCGCAGCGAGUUCCGUUGCAGCGGGUUCCGUCGCAGCGGGUUCCGUUGUAGCGGGUUAUGUCGCAGCGGUUCCCGUCACCGUGGCGUCAUGCUCGCAUCCGGCGGCGAUGUUAGCCCUUGGCGCCACCGCUACAGCCGGGCCCCUGGCGCCCCCGCUACAGCCGGGCCCCUGGCGCCCCCGCUACAGCCGGGCCCCUGGCGCCCCCGCUACAGCCGGGCCCCUGGCGCCCCCGCUACAGCCGGGCCCCUGGCGCCCCCGCUACAGCCGGGCCCCUGGCGCCCCCGCUACAGCCGGGCCCCUGGCGCCCCCGCUACAGCCGGGCCCCUGGCGCCCCCGCUACAGCCGGGCCCCUGGCGCCCCCGCUACAGCCGGGCCCCUGGCGCCCCCGCUACAGCCGGGCCCCUGGCGCCCCCGCUACAGCCGGGCCCCUGGCGCCCCCGCUACAGCCGGGCCCCUGGCGCCCCCGCUACAGCCGGGCCCCUGCCGCCCCCGCUACAGCCGGGCCCCUGCCGCCCCCGCUACAGCCGGGCCCCUGCCGCCCCCGCUACAGCCGGGCCCCUGCCGCCCCCGCUACAGCCGGGCCCCUGCCGCCCCCGCUACAGCCGGGCCCCUGCCGCCCCCGCUACAGCCGGGCCCCUGCCGCCCCCGCUACAGCCGGGCCCCUGCCGCCCCCGCUACAGCCGGGCCCCUGCCGCCCCCGCUACAGCCGGGCCCCUGCCGCCCCCCGCUACAGCCGGGCCCCUGCCGCCCCCGCUACAGCCUACAGCCGGGCCCCUGCCGCCCCCGCUACAGCCUACAGCCGGGCCCCUGCCGCCCCCGCUACAGCCUACAGCCGGGCCCCUGCCGCCCCCGCUACAGCCUACAGCCGGGCCCCUGCCGCCCCCGCUACAGCCGGGCCCCUGCCGCCCCCGCUACAGCCGGGCCCCUGCCGCCCCCGCUACAGCCGGGCCCCUGCCGCCCCCGCUACAGCCGGGCCCCUGCCGCCCCCGCUACAGCCGGGCCCCUGCCGCCCCCGCUACAGCCGGGCCCCUGCCGCCCCCGCUACAGCCGGGCCCCUGCCGCCCCCGCUACAGCCGGGCCCCUGCCGCCCCCGCUACAGCCGGGCCCCUGCCGCCCCCGCUACAGCCGGGCCCUGCCGCCCCCGCUACAGCCGGGCCCCUGCCGCCCCCGCUACAGCCGGGCCCCUGCCGCCCCCCGCUACAGCCGGGCCCCUGCCGCCCCCGCUACAGCCGGGCCCCCUGCCGCCCCCGCUACAGCCGGGCCCCUGCCGCCCCCGCUACAGCCGGGCCCCUGCCGCCCCCGCUACAGCCGGGCCCCUGCCGCCCCCGCUACAGCCGGGCCCCUGCCGCCCCCGCUACAGCCGGGCCCCUGCCGCCCCCGCUACAGCCGGGCCCCUGCCGCCCCCGCUACAGCCGGGCCCCUGCCGCCCCCGCUACAGCCGGGCCCCUGCCGCCCCCGCUACAGCCGGGCCCCUGCCGCCCCCGCUACAGCCGGGCCCCUGCCGCCCCCGCUACAGCCGGGCCCCUGCCGCCCCCGCUACAGCCGGGCCCCUGCCGCCCCCGCUACAGCCGGGCCCCUGCCGCCCCCGCUACAGCCGGGCCCCUGCCGCCCCCGCUACAGCCGGGCCCCUGCCGCCCCCCGCUACAGCCGGGCCCCUGCCGCCCCCGCUACAGCCGGGCCCCUGCCGCCCCCGCUACAGCCGGGCCCCUGCCGCCCCCGCUACAGCCGGGCCCCUGCCGCCCCCGCUACAGCCGGGCCCCUGCCGCCCCCGCUACAGCCGGGCCCCUGCCGCCCCCGCUACAGCCGGGCCCCUGCCGCCCCCGCUACAGCCGGGCCCCUGCCGCCCCCGCUACAGCCGGGCCCCUGCCGCCCCCGCUACAGCCGGGCCCCUGCCGCCCCCGCUACAGCCGGGCCCCUGCCGCCCCCGCUACAGCCGGGCCCCUGCCGCCCCCGCUACAGCCGGGCCCCUGCCGCCCCCGCUACAGCCGGGCCCCUGCCGCCCCCGCUACAGCCGGGCCCCUGCCGCCCCCGCUACAGCCGGGCCCCUGCCGCCCCCGCUACAGCCGGGCCCCUGCCGCCCCCGCUACAGCCGGGCCCCUGCCGCCCCCGCUACAGCCGGGCCCCUGCCGCCCCCGCUACAGCCGGGCCCCUGCCGCCCCCGCUACAGCCGGGCCCCUGCCGCCCCCGCUACAGCCGGGCCCCUGCCGCCCCCGCUACAGCCGGGCCCCUGCCGCCCCCGCUACAGCCGGGCCCCUGCCGCCCCCGCUACAGCCGGGCCCCUGCCGCCCCCGCUACAGCCGGGCCCCUGCCGCCCCCGCUACAGCCGGGCCCCUGCCGCCCCCGCUACAGCCGGGCCCCUGCCGCCCCCGCUACAGCCGGGCCCCUGCCGCCCCCGCUACAGCCGGGCCCCUGCCGCCCCCGCUACAGCCGGGCCCCUGCCGCCCCCGCUACAGCCGGGCCCCUGCCGCCCCCGCUACAGCCGGGCCCCUGCCGCCCCCGCUACAGCCGGGCCCCUGCCGCCCCCGCUACAGCCGGGCCCCUGCCGCCCCCGCUACAGCCGGGCCCCUGCCGCCCCCGCUACAGCCGGGCCCCUGCCGCCCCCCGCUACAGCCGGGCCCCUGCCGCCCCCGCUACAGCCGGGCCCCUGCCGCCCCCGCUACAGCCGGGCCCCUGCCGCCCCCGCUACAGCCGGGCCCCUGCCGCCCCCGCUACAGCCGGGCCCCUGCCGCCCCCGCUACAGCCGGGCCCCUGCCGCCCCCCGCUACAGCCGGGCCCCUGCCGCCCCCGCUACAGCCGGGCCCCUGCCGCCCCCGCUACAGCCGGGCCCCUGCCGCCCCCGCUACAGCCGGGCCCCUGCCGCCCCCGCUACAGCCGGGCCCCUGCCGCCCCCGCUACAGCCGGGCCCCUGCCGCCCCCGCUACAGCCGGGCCCCUGCCGCCCCCGCUACAGCCGGGCCCCUGCCGCCCCCGCUACAGCCGGGCCCCUGCCGCCCCCGCUACAGCCGGGCCCCUGCCGCCCCCGCUACAGCCGGGCCCCUGCCGCCCCCGCUACAGCCGGGCCCCUGCCGCCCCCGCUACAGCCGGGCCCCUGCCGCCCCCGCUACAGCCUACAGCGGGCCCCUGCCGCCCCCGCUACAGCCUACAGCCGGGCCCCUGCCGCCCCCGCUACAGCCUACAGCCGGGCCCCUGCCGCCCCCGCUACAGCCUACAGCCGGGCCCCUGCCGCCCCCGCUACAGCCUACAGCCGGGCCCCUGCCGCCCCCGCUACAGCCUACAGCCGGGCCCCUGCCGCCCCCGCUACAGCCUACAGCCGGGCCCCUGCCGCCCCCGCUACAGCCUACAGCCGGGCCCCUGCCGCCCCCGCUACAGCCUACAGCCGGGCCCCUGCCGCCCCCGCUACAGCCUACAGCCGGGCCCCUGCCGCCCCCGCUACAGCCUACAGCCGGGCCCCUGCCGCCCCCGCUACAGCCUACAGCCGGGCCCCUGCCGCCCCCGCUACAGCCUACAGCCGGGCCCCUGCCGCCCCCGCUACAGCCUACAGCCGGGCCCCUGCCGCCCCCGCUACAGCCUACAGCCGGGCCCCUGCCGCCCCCGCUACAGCCUACAGCCGGGCCCCUGCCGCCCCCGCUACAGCCUACAGCCGGGCCCCUGCCGCCCCCGCUACAGCCUACAGCCGGGCCCCUGCCGCCCCCGCUACAGCCUACAGCCGGGCCCCUGCCGCCCCGCUACAGCCUACAGCCGGGCCCCUGCCGCCCCCGCUACAGCCUACAGCCGGGCCCCUGCCGCCCCCGCUACAGCCUACAGCCGGGCCCCUGCCGCCCCCGCUACAGCCUACAGCCGGGCCCCUGCCGCCCCCGCUACAGCCUACAGCCGGGCCCCUGCCGCCCCCGCUACAGCCUACAGCCGGGCCCCUGCCGCCCCCGCUACAGCCUACAGCCGGGCCCCUGCCGCCCCCGCUACAGCCUACAGCCGGGCCCCUGCCGCCCCCGCUACAGCCUACAGCCGGGCCCCUGCCGCCCCCGCUACAGCCUACAGCCGGGCCCCUGCCGCCCCCGCUACAGCCUACAGCCGGGCCCCUGCCGCCCCCGCUACAGCCUACAGCCGGGCGCCUGCCGCCCCCGCUACAGCCUACAGCCGGGCGCCUGCCGCCCCCGCUACAGCCUACAGCCGGGCGCCUGCCGCCCCCGCUACAGCCUACAGCCGGGCGCCUGCCGCCCCCGCUACAGCCUACAGCCGGGCGCCUGCCGCCCCCGCUACAGCCUACAGCCGGGCGCCUGCCGCCCCCGCUACAGCCUACAGCCGGGCGCCUGCCGCCCCCGCUACAGCCUACAGCCGGGCGCCUGCCGCCCCCGCUACAGCCUACAGCCGGGCGCCUGCCGCCCCCGCUACAGCCUACAGCCGGGCGCCUGCCGCCCCCGCUACAGCCUACAGCCGGGCGCCUGCCGCCCCCGCUACAGCCUACAGCCGGGCGCCUGCCGCCCCCGCUACAGCCUACAGCCGGGCCCCUGCCGCCCCCGCUACAGCCUACAGCCGGGCCCCUGCCGCCCCCGCUACAGCCUACAGCCGGGCCCCUGCCGCCCCCGCUACAGCCUACAGCCGGGCCCCUGCCGCCCCCGCUACAGCCUACAGCCGGGCCCCUGCCGCCCCCGCUACAGCCUACAGCCGGGCCCCUGCCGCCCCCGCUACAGCCUACAGCCGGGCCCCUGCCGCCCCCGCUACAGCCUACAGCCGGGCCCCUGCCGCCCCCGCUACAGCCUACAGCCGGGCCCCUGCCGCCCCCGCUACAGCCUACAGCCGGGCCCCUGCCGCCCCCGCUACAGCCGGGCCCCUGCCGCCCCCGCUACAGCCUACAGCCGGGCCCCUGCCGCCCCCGCUACAGCCGGGCCCCUGCCGCCCCCGCUACAGCCUACAGCCGGGCCCCUGCCGCCCCCGCUACAGCCGGGCCCCUGCCGCCCCCGCUACAGCCUACAGCCGGGCCCCUGCCGCCCCCGCUACAGCCUACAGCCGGGCCCCUGCCGCCCCCGCUACAGCCUACAGCCGGGCCCCUGCCGCCCCCGCUACAGCCUACAGCCGGGCCCCUGCCGCCCCCGCUACAGCCGGGCCCCUGCCGCCCCCGCUACAGCCGGGCCCCUGCCGCCCCCGCUACAGCCGGGCCCCUGCCGCCCCCGCUACAGCCGGGCCCCUGCCGCCCCCGCUACAGCCUACAGCCGGGCCCCUGCCGCCCCCGCUACAGCCUACAGCCGGGCCCCUGCCGCCCCCGCUACAGCCUACAGCCGGGCCCCUGCCGCCCCCCGCUACAGCCUACAGCCGGGCCCCUGCCGCCCCCGCUACAGCCUACAGCCGGGCCCCUGCCGCCCCCGCUACAGCCUACAGCCGGGCCCCUGCCGCCCCCGCUACAGCCUACAGCCGGGCCCCUGCCGCCCCCGCUACAGCCUACAGCCGGGCCCCUGCCGCCCCCGCUACAGCCUACAGCCGGGCCCCUGCCGCCCCCGCUACAGCCUACAGCCGGGCGCCUGCCGCCCCCGCUACAGCCUACAGCCGGGCCCCUGCCGCCCCCGCUACUGCUGGGCCCCUGCCGCCCCCGCUACAGCCUACAGCCGGGCCCCUGCCGCCCCCGCUACAGCCGGGCCCCUGCCGCCCCCGCUACAGCCUACAGCCGGGCCCCUGCCGCCCCCGCUACAGCCGGGCCCCUGCCGCCCCCGCUACAGCCUACAGCCGGGCCCCUGCCGCCCCCGCUACAGCCGGGCCCCUGCCGCCCCCGCUACAGCCUACAGCCGGGCCCCUGCCGCCCCCGCUACAGCCGGGCCCCUGCCGCCCCCGCUACAGCCGGGCCCCUGCCGCCCCCGCUACAGCCGGGCCCCUGCCGCCCCCGCUACAGCCGGGCCCCUGCCGCCCCCGCUACAGCCGGGCCCCUGCCGCCCCCGCUACAGCCGGGCCCCUGCCGCCCCCGCUACAGCCGGGCCCCUGCCGCCCCCGCUACAGCCGGGCCCCUGCCGCCCCCGCUACAGCCGGGCCCCUGCCGCCCCUGGGCCCCCUGCCGCCCCGUACAGCCUACAGCCGGGCCCCUGCCGCCCCCGCUACAGCCUACAGCCGGGCCCCUGCCGCCCCCGCUACAGCCUACAGCCGGGCCCCUGCCGCCCCCGCUACAGCCUACAGCCGGGCCCCUGCCGCCCCCGCUACAGCCGGGCCCCUGCCGCCCCCGCUACCGCCGGGCCCCUGCCGCCCCCGCUACAGCCGGGCCCCUGCCGCCCCCGCUACAGCCGGCCCCCUGCCGCCCCCGCUACAGCCCGGCCCCUGCCGCCCCCGCUACAGCCGGCCCCCUGCCGCCCCCGCUACAGCCGGCCCCCUGCCGCCCCCGCUACAGCCGGCCCCAUGCCGCCCCCGCUACAGCCGGCCCCUUGCCGCCCCCGCUACAGCCGGCCCCUUGCCGCCAUUACUACAACUAG